GCCGCCUCCGAGAGCGACCCGGCCCGGCAGCAGAGCGAGGAGGCAUCACCCCAGGAGCAGCAGAAGGCUCCCCCCGUCGCGGGGGGCUUCAACAAAGCCCCGGGGCUGAAGUACGAGGAGAUUGACUGUCUGAUCAAUGACGAGCACACCGUUAAAGGGAGGAGGGAAGGCAACGAGGUCUUCCUGCCGUUCAGCUGGGUAGAGAAAUACUUUGAGGUUUAUGGGAAAAUUGCUCAGUACGAUGGUUAUGACAGGUUUGAAUUCUCUCAUAGCUACUCCAAAGUAUACACACAGCGAGCACCUUACCACCCCGACGGGGUCUUCAUGUCCUUCGAGGGCUACAACGUAGAGGUUCGAGACAGAGUGAAGUGCAUAAGUGGCGUUGAAGGCGUGCCGUUAUCCACCCAGUGGGGACCUCAAGGCUACUUCUACCCCAUCCAGAUCGCGCAGUACGGCUUGAGUCACUACAGCAAAAACCUGACGGAGAAGCCACCCCACAUCGAGGUGUACGAAACGGCCGAGGAGAAGGACAAAGCCAGCAGGCCCGUGGACUGGACGGUGCCGAAAGGCUGCUCCCUGUCCACGGUGUCCGACAAAGCCAAGUUCACCAGCGUCAAACAGUUCGUGGCUCCAGAAAAUACCGAGGGGGUAUCUCUGCAGCUUGGGAACGCCCGAGAUUUUAUUAUUUCUUUUGAUCUGAAAUUCGUAACAAACGGGAGCGUUUCCGUGGUUCUCGAGACAACGGAGAAGAACCAGCUCUUCACCGUGCACUACGUCUCCAACACCCAGCUCAUCGCUUUCAAGGACCGAGACAUCUACUACGGCAUCGGUCCCAGGACUAGCUGGAGCACCCUCACCAGGGACCUGGUCACCGACCUGCGGAAGGGUGUCGGCCUCUCGAACACGAAAGCCGUCAAGCAGACCAAAAUCAUGCCCAAGAGAGUGGUGAGGCUGGUAGCGAAGGGUCGAGGCUUCCUUGAUAACAUCACCAUCUCGGCCACCGCUCACAUGGCGGCUUUUUUUGCUGCCAGCAACUGGUUGGUGAGGAACCAGGACGAGAGGGGCGGUUGGCCCAUCAUGGUGACGAGGAAGCUGGGAGAAGGCUUUAAGUCCUUGGACCCGGGCUGGUACUCGGCCAUGGCACAAGGGCAGGCCAUCUCGACGCUGGUGCGGGCGUACCUGCUGACGAAGGACCCCGCGUUCCUCAGCUCGGCUCUGCGGCGCCACGACUGGUACGAGGAGUACCCGACCUCGCCCAGCUCCUUCGUGCUCAACGGUUUCAUGUACUCCUUGAUCGGGCUGUAUGACUUGAAGGAGACGGCCGGGGAGAAGCUGGGGAAGGAGGCACGGGUCCUCUACGAGCGGGGCAUGGAGUCCCUGAAGGCCAUGCUUCCCCUCUACGACACGGGCUCAGGGACCAUCUACGACCUUCGGCACUUCAUGCUGGGCACCGCUCCCAACCUGGCCCGCUGGGACUAUCACACCACCCACAUCAACCAGCUCCAGCUCCUCAGCACCAUAGACGAGUCCCCCAUCUUCAAAGAGUUCGUCAAGAGGUGGAAGAGCUACCUGCGCGGCGGCCGGGCGAAGCACAACUAG
This is a messenger RNA of Tauraco erythrolophus (red-crested turaco), 1599 nucleotides long. The record is from RefSeq and is a predicted model, not a curated record. NCBI's taxonomy places the organism in Eukaryota, Metazoa, Chordata, Aves, Musophagiformes, Musophagidae.